Klebsormidium nitens is the source of this 3143-nucleotide messenger RNA. The record is from the annotation of a GenBank genome assembly. NCBI's taxonomy places the organism in Eukaryota, Viridiplantae, Streptophyta, Klebsormidiophyceae, Klebsormidiales, Klebsormidiaceae.
CAGGCCCAUGUUUGAGGUGAGCAUCGACGGACAGGAUCAGAUUCAGUGUGUCCUCCUCAAAGGUCACGGAACUCGUAGCCUGGAGUGGGAGGCCGCCUGGCAGUGGCAGCGUUGGGGCCAUGCAAACAAAAUCAGAGCUGCAGCAGGGGCUGCUGGCACCAGUGCAAAAGCGCGAGGAGGUGGUUAGAAGAGCAAAGGCUACUCGUGUCAAGGUCGCGGGGUGCAGCUGCAGUGGUGUUAUUGCCCCUUCUUGAUUUGCUUUCUGUGACGACACCACUCUCGGUCGUUUGAAAGCUUCUUUAAUGUUUCCUGGAAGGAUGCGUUAUCUCUGAAGUUUUUCUGAAGGUGCACAGUCCAUGGGAUGCCAUGGCUAUAACCGCUUUGAACCAUGAAGACGGGCAUAGCGACACCGCUGAAAGUGAAGAAGCGUAUUCAGAGCUGCCGCGGAAGUCAAGCUUCAGUCAGUUGCUGGCAAGGUACCUUGGGAUGGGCUUUCUAUCAUGCUUUGGCAUAGUAGGAGCUGGCCCUGAGGAGAAACCCAGAGCUUCCACUGACUCUGACGACAUAGGUGCCCUCAGACAACACUUGUCUCAGCCCCAAGAAGUCCCUCAAGAUGAUUUUGCAACAAUUCAAGACGAGCCAUAUGCUAAGAUUGUCGAGAGCUUUGGGCCAGAAAACUCGGUUCCUGCAAGUUUCCGGACAAGCUUCCUUGGGGCAGACUUUGACAACGAGUUUAGCUUAACCAACGGGGUUAAGUGGCAGGUCUGGCAGCAGCCUGGGGAGCUAACUCAAGAGGCAGUCAAACAUUUUGAGUCUCGGUCAGCUGGAGGACCACUUCACCCGUCACCGGCAGCGCCGCUUAGCCCGUCACUCUCAGAAGUACAUCCUGAAUUGAGUCCCCACAGUGAUGCCGGCCCUGACUUGAGUCCGCAUGCUGACGGCCAUAGUGCAGUCAAUCCGCCACCGGGAGAGCACUGGCAGGGUCGGGGAGAAACACCUGAGGCAUUGAGUCAUGGUUUCGGGUCUCGUGAAAUUGGUGUGGCCAUGGCAGCAACCACUGCUUCGAGCCCAAGGUCAAGGGAACGGCAAGGGGACUAUGAGACAGACAUGGGUCUGGUGAAUGGUGAAAACCUGGAGAGUUCUUGCUCCAGGGGGGCCGAGCCUGAGGAGGGAUUAGAUACUUCAGAUGGUGCGGCGUUGCUCUCCAAGCUCGGCGCCCCUCAUACUAUUCCCCUUACGCCAGAGAUUGAAGAGGAGCUGCGGCGCAGCAAUUCGUUUCAGCUGCAGGCGCCCCCUGUCAUCAUGAGGGGUAUCUCUAUUGGCAGCCCAUUCAGCACGCCCGGGUCGGAGGCAGCCGGCCUCCGUUCCGGGCCUUUCUCUGAGCAUCUUUUUAGAUCAAAUACUUCGCCAGGCACGCAUACAAAGGCUGGGGACACUCUGCGAGCGGAGCUGUUGCAGGGGGACCUCAUAACAAGCUCUGAAAGGUCCCCUCCGCUGGGGCUGAUGAACUCACAGAGCGCCACCGCAUAUGGGCGAAGUUCUAGGCGGUCUGCCUCUUUGCAAUUGCAAAGGUCGGAUUCACUGCGCUCAGAGGAUUCGCUUAAGCGAGUCAAAGAAACGCACCAGAUCAAGGAGGGGGAGGAUGUUGAGGGGCACAAGACAGUAAAUCAGUACGUUAAGCUGAGACGGCUUGGCACUGGCAGCUACGGCAAGGUUGUACUGCACAAAGACAGCGUCACUGGCAAGCUGUACGCCAUGAAGAUCCUUCAUCGGUCUCGGUUGAUGCACGUUCACAUCUCAGGAGAGGAGACAGCUUGGACUGACGUGCUGCGGGAGAUAGCCAUCAUGAAACAGCUUGACCAUCCAAACCUUGUCACCUUGCAAGAGGUUAUCGACGAUCCUGACAAUGACAAGAUCUACAUGGUGCUAGAGUACGAAGAGAAGGGUCCGGUGUUCGAGGGCACUGGCCCGGAAGGAGGGGUCGGGGAGGAGCGCGCACGGGCGUACACACGGGACGUUCUUGCGGGCCUGCAGUAUCUGCAUUACCACAACAUCGUGCAUGGGGACAUCAAGCCCGAGAAUCUGAUGAUGUCGGCCGAUGGCCGUAUCAAGAUUGGUGACUUCGGCGUUAGCCACAUCUUCGAGAACGAGAACGACCAGCUGCGGAGAACGCCCGGCACACCCGCUUUCACCGCCCCUGAAUGUUGCAUGGGCGUUCCCUACCACGGCAAGCCGGCUGACAUGUGGGCCCUGGGGGUGACCCUGUACGUGUUUGUGACGGGCCAGUACCCGUUCCUGGCGCAGUCGCACUCGUUGGCGGACCUAUACCAGGCGAUCCUCCAUGAGGAGCCCGCCAUUCCGGCGCACCUGCCCCCCCCCCUGCAGGACCUGCUUCGGAAGCUGCUGGAGAAGGACCCCAGCGAGCGGGCCACCGCAGAGGAGGCCGCCCGCCACCCCUGGCUCACAGCGGAGCUGGGGCCGCUGCCGCAGGUGGAGCUCAGAGCAAUUGAUGUUGACGCGGAGCAUGUGGACACGGCACUGACACGGCUGGAUGACGAAUCAAAGUCUCGGCUGGCCAGGCUGUUUGCGCGACAUGCAGCCGCGGUGUGGCGUAAGAAGGCAAGCGCUCUCGCCCGUGAUUCCAGGGGUGAAGACAGUGAGCCCCUGUCCCGCACUUCCUCCAUCAGGAGUGCAGAUGCUUACGACAGCGACUUCAGUGCCCCAUCGUCUCGCUAUGGGUCACCAAAAAGAGACAGGGAGCCAACCACUUCGCCUCUUCGCAUGGGAAGCUCUAGAUUUGGGGGCAACGAAAAAGCUUAGGGUACAACUGCUGAGUCUUGAGGAACCAGCGGGGUCUGGUUGAAUCUCUAGUGUUGCAACGCGUUACACAUUUGUAACAUGAUAGUUGAUACGGUCCUCUUUGCGAUAUAGUCUGCUUAAGUAACAAUCUCGGCGUCAUAAGCCUUGGGCUUAAGGUUGAUUCUUUAGUCCAGGACAUCGGGACAUAAAUGUACGGUGAUUGAUUUAAACGAUUGUGAGUAAGCGUCCACUCCAUGUGAACCAUGCGUUGCUUUGCUCCACGAAACAUUGAUCUGAUGGCAAAGGUUGAUUAGUGCAGGCCUUCGUGCGUACUUAGAUUGUGC